AUGGAAUUUUAUAGAGGAUUAUCUAUUGACUUUAGUCAUUUGCUGGACGAGUCUGAUGAUUAUGACGUUAUCAUUUAUGCUGGUAAAGAACCAAAUGUUAGGAAAUUCCACGCGCACACAGUUAUUUUGCGUGCGAGAUCUCCUUACUUUCGUAGAGCUUUGUCAAGAGAUUGGGCUAAAAAAGAGAACGGUUCUAUUGUUUUUCAGAAGCCGAACAUAGCACACGAAGUAUUUGAUGUUAUUUUAAAGUAUAUUUACAGCGGCACAGCCGAUUUACUCGCACAAGAAGGUGGGAUUAUCCUUAAUCUUUUGACUGCCUCUGAUGAGUUAGUUCUUCAAGAAUUGAUCAUUUAUGCACAAGAUCAUCUUAUUCAACAAAAAUCCGACUGGUUGCAAGAAAAUGUGAUACAAGUUUUGCAUACUGUUGGAUAUUUAGAAGCUUGUAAAGAUUUACAAAAUUUUUGUUUGGGUUUAAUUUGUCAGGAUCCUUAUUGGUUAUUCGAAUCAAAUAAUUUUCGUUCAUUGGAUGAAUCUGUUCUUAUACCUCUAUUAAAACGGGACGAUCUUUUAAUGGAAGAAAUUGAAAUUUGGGACCAUUUAAUUGAGUGGGGAAUUGCACAAAAUCCAACACUAAGUGAAAAUAUUUCAACAUGGUCUUCUGAUGACUUUGAAGUAUUGAAGAGUACCCUUGAACAAUGUAUACCGUUAAUUAGAUAUUUUAAUAUUGACUCUAGUGAUUAUUGGGAUAAAGUGAGACCUUUUAGUCAAAUUUUACCAAGUGAUUUGCAUGAAGUCCUCUUGCAAUAUUAUUGUAAGCGAGGUAAUAUAAAUUUAACCGAUACAAUUAUAUUACCACCAAGAAAGACUGGAAUUCAAUCAAAUAUUAUAAAAUUUAAACAUAUUUCUUUAAUAGCAAAAUGGAUUGACAGAAAGGAAGGAAGUGAAACUAAUUUAGAAAAGUCUAAAUACGAUUUUAAUAGGGUUCUUUGUGGUUCAAUUAGUGGCUUCACUGCCGCUAAUUUUCACAAGAAAUGUGAUAACCAAGGUCCAACUUUAGUUGUAAUUAAAGUAAAGGAAACCGGAGAGAUUAUUGGGGGUUAUAAUCCAAUAAGUUGGAGAGGUUUAAAUAACAAUCUAGAUGGUGGUUGGAUGUCAGCAGCAGCUCCAUCGUGGACUGUUUCAAAUCGUCAUCGUCCUUCUACUUUUGGAAGUUUUUCAAGAUCUACUUAUGAAGUAGGUCCUUAUCAAAGUACCCUUAAUAGUUUUAUAUUUUCAUUAGGUGAUGGAAAGGAUCUUUCGAAAGCAAAAAUUAGUCGAAUUCUUCAAGAUAAUAUGUCAACAGCUGUUUUUUCAUCUCCACGGCAUGGUCCUUGUUUUGGACAAAAUGAUUUACGAAUGAAUGAUAAUUUUAACGAAGCUGAAACGUGUACAUGUCAAUGUUAUGAUUAUGAAAGUGAAAUAACUGAGAACCAUAAUUUUUCUGUUGAAGAAUAUGAAGUAUUUCAAGUUGUGAAUAAAGACGGACAAGAAACUUCAAAUCAGGCUUCAACCUCACCAAUGCAACAGAUGCAUCCUCCAAGACCUGAACUUACAAAUUAUCCAACCGCUUGGGGAGAAUUCAUGCAUUUUUGA
Molecule: messenger RNA, 1632 nt
Organism: Rhizophagus irregularis DAOM 181602=DAOM 197198
Lineage: Eukaryota; Fungi; Glomeromycota; Glomeromycetes; Glomerales; Glomeraceae
Source: RefSeq, a predicted model, not a curated record